AUGGCCGAACUCCCCCUUUCAUUCGGAAGCACCAGCGGGCCCAAGCACAACCAUGCCCCAGCGAAACCCAAGCACAAGCACGAGGACAAGGGCAAACCAACCUCAUCAGCCACGACGACGGCGACUACUCCAGCACCGGUCAUCCUCAGUCCGGGGGCGAAUGCCAAGAAUGCGUACGCUCAACGACCACAACAGCAACAGCAGGAUGCCCAGUCGCAUGAUCAUGGGCGUGCAGCACACGGAGCACACGGCCGGAGCGGACGAGGUGCAGGGAGAGGAGGAGGGAGGGGCGGAGGGAGAGGCAGAGGCAGCAAUGACGGACGGGCCAACAAGGUAUGGUACCCCCUUACACUCUAUUCGUGACGCAGCCUUGCCUCGCUCACCCAACCUCUUCCACGCUCGCUCUAUAGCGCCAGCGAUUCGACGCACCACCCUCCCAAAACUCUCACCACGAUCGUCAAGGAUCCGACAACUCACAGCCGAAAGCGUAUUUCAACGAGGAUAUGUUUGAAGAUCCGUGGAGACAUUUGGUUCGAUCUUGA
Molecule: messenger RNA, 542 nt
Organism: Microbotryum saponariae
Lineage: Eukaryota; Fungi; Basidiomycota; Microbotryomycetes; Microbotryales; Microbotryaceae
Source: the annotation of a GenBank genome assembly